GGAAACGUUCAUUCGGUUUUCUUCGAUCGUCUUUGCUUAAUCCAAAAUAUGUGACUUACCCAAUUGAACGUUUCUCGAUCGAAAUUCGAGAAGGUGAUCGCGUCGAUCAACUGGACCUUUCCUGAAGAAACUCGCCAUCGAUCGACGUAUCAUCGACUUUUCGGCAUCAACUUUGAAACACCGAACUGUAAAUUCGUCCAUUCGCGCGGAGAAACAUUUUUGACGAGGAAAUGGAGUUCACGGGGAUGAUCACCGAAACGCCAGUUCAUCAGAAGAGCCGGAAGCUAUGGCAAUACCUUUCCACCGUUUCCGCAUGUGUGCUGGUCGUUGGGGUUGGAACAGCCAUGGCAUGGACCUCGCCAGUGCUUCCCAAGCUGUAUCUACCAGAUUCGUUCAUGGUGUUAACCGAGGAACAGGGUUCCUGGGUGGGCUCUCUCUGUGCACUCGGUGCAAUCUGCGGUGCAUUUCCAGCUGGAAAGCUGGCGGAUAAAUUCGGCAGGAAAAAGUUCCUCCUAAUGCUAUCCGCUCCAUUUUUACUCUCCUGGGGGACCAUCAUAUUCGCUGCUAACGUCUGGCUCCUCUACAUCGCCAGAUUCGUGGGUGGGAUCGGUGUUGGGGCUACUUGCGUCCUCGGACCGACAUACAUAUCAGAAAUUUCUGAGGUCUUGACCAGAGGAACCCUGGGCGCCUUAUUCCAGGUCUUUCUCACCGUUGGAAUCUUAGUUGCUUUCAUUCUAGGAAACUACUUAAGUUACAAUGCCUUCAACAUCAUCUGUACUAUCAUCAUCGUCAUCUUUCUGGGUACUUUCUACUGGAUGCCUGAAUCUCCUGUCUGGUUGGUGGGUCAAAAAAGAAGGCAAGAUGCCAAUGUAGCGCUUGCAGUGCUCCGAGGGGAUGCUUACGACCCCGGGCAGGAAUUAAACGAGAUGCAAAAUUCGGCGGAUGCGAGUACCGGUAAACAACCGAGCAUCUUAGACAUGAUGAAAUCUCCAGUCUCUAGAAAAGCUAUGCUAGCAUCCUUUGGCAUGAUGUUUUUCCAACAAGCGUCUGGUAUAAACGCUGUCAUCUUUUAUACUAUGAUGAUCUUCAAGGCGUCUGGAAGCUCGUUAGCGCCGGAAGUGGCCUCUAUCAUUGUAGCCUUCGUACAGUUUAUAAUGUCAGUUGUCGCGGCGGCGAUUGUGGAUCGAGCUGGAAGGAAGCCGCUGCUCAUGAUUUCCAGCGGUGUUAUGUCAGCCAGUCUAAUCGCUCUAGGAUACUACUUCAGGCAGAAAGACGGCGGAAGUGACGUCAGCUCGCUUGGCUGGUUGCCAUUGACUUCCUUGAUCGUAUUCAUGGUAGCAUUUUCCAUUGGAUUGGGACCAGUUCCUUGGAUGUUAACAGGCGAGCUGUUCCCUACGGAAACCAAAGGAGUUGCUUCCAGUGCUGCGGUUAUGUUGAACUGGUUCAUGGUGUUCUUGGUCACGAAAACAUUCCCAUCGAUGAACGAAGAAUUGGGCACUGACAUGACAUUCUGGAUUUUCGCAGGCAUCAUGGCCAGUGCCACCGCGUUCACUUAUUUCUUAGUUCCGGAAACCAAAGGGAAAACGUAUCAAGAGGUCCACAAAUUACUACUAGGCAGUACUCGAACGACCAAACCAGUCCCUUAAUCAAAAUCAAAGCGUUUCUCUCUUCACUGCCUUCCUUUAUUUUUAUGAUACACUCAUCGUGCAAAAUUUCGCGGCAUCCUUCAUAUCCAUUAAAAUAGUUCAAUUAAUUUAAUUGUUCAUCGAUCAUCGAUUCUUUUUUCGACUGAAUACACUGAUACGAAUUUUGUUUUGACAACAUUGACUGCCGAGGGUCACCGAUGAUCUUAAAUGUGAUGUAAUUGAAUAAUUUAUGAAAGAAAAAGCAGACAAAAUUUAUGAAUAGCGUUAUUAUCUUAUUAAAUUCCAAGCUUAUUACGCGUUAAAAUAUCUAUCGCAACAUGUAAAAUCAAUUACGAUGACCCUAGUUAAUCAAAGGACCUUGGCUUUCUCAUUUUUCGAUGAAAAUUUCGUAACUACAGUUUCUAUCGAGGGUGUCUAGAAGAUAUCAGUAGCGGCUAUCGUAAGUGGAGCGAUAUCUCGAUGGCUGCUCUUCACGAUGGAAAGAUUCCCAAUGCAAUGGCGAACUUUUACCAGUUAAAUGUUCGCUAAUGCACUGGUAAUCGUUCCACUAUGGAGGGCAAGCAUCGAGAUAUCGUUCUUUUAACGUAACACUUAGCUCGUGUUAUCAUUUUUUUAUUUUUUAUUUUACUUUUUCCAAUCGUGGAGAAUGGCGACCGAGAGACGAGUAGGUACCUCCCAAGACGAUAACCAAGAUAACGACUGAGGCUAUUGACGAAUAACUAAUAAAUCGAUCGCAUAAAUUUUUACUCUCUUUUUCAGAUCGUCAAUUUUCUUUAGAGCGUAACGAUGACACAAUUUUUCGAUUUUAUUGUAAAACAAUAAACGUAAUAUCAACAUA
Osmia bicornis bicornis is the source of this 2484-nucleotide messenger RNA. Its product is annotated as facilitated trehalose transporter Tret1-like. The record is from RefSeq and is a predicted model, not a curated record. NCBI's taxonomy places the organism in Eukaryota, Metazoa, Arthropoda, Insecta, Hymenoptera, Megachilidae. The transcript is spliced from 5 exons. Bases 231 to 1646 code for a protein of 471 amino acids. Gene Ontology annotation, molecular function: sugar transmembrane transporter activity. Gene Ontology annotation, cellular component: membrane. Gene Ontology annotation, biological process: transmembrane transport; carbohydrate transport.